Messenger RNA from Tripterygium wilfordii, 1908 nucleotides. Its product is annotated as ankyrin-1. The record is from RefSeq and is a predicted model, not a curated record. The transcript is spliced from 13 exons. Gene Ontology annotation, molecular function: protein binding. The coding region runs from base 439 to 1692 and encodes 417 amino acids. NCBI's taxonomy places the organism in Eukaryota, Viridiplantae, Streptophyta, Magnoliopsida, Celastrales, Celastraceae.
GUUCGCCCAGAAGCUUCUAUAGUUGUGUUCGGGAGACCCGAGUUCUUUCUACCGCACUCGGGAACGCGGACACGGACACGGACACGGACACGGACACAGACAGCUGCUACUAGUAGUGUUUUCUGUGAUCAAAUCCUUAGAAUCCUUCUCACAGAAAACCUUUCAUUGUUUAGGUUUCCACUCACAUGCCUCCUGCUAUGGCCCCUGACGCUUCUACUGCCCUUGCAGUGCACUUGUGGAGUCGCGUGCAGUCUAUAGUCAUCUUUGAUUCACGGUUGCAGAGUGUGGAGGGAUAUAUCUUUUGCUUUUCUAACAUGAAGUGAAUGUCUUCAUCUUGAUGCAGUGAGGGAGAAAGUUCAGCAAUUUCUAAAUGCUGCUUGUACUGGGAAUCUUGAUCAUCUUAAGAAAGUAGCAAAGCAGCUUGAUGAUGGAAAAGAUAUGGCGAAAACAGUGGCGGAUAUUAAGGAUGCAAAUAAGCGAGGUGCGCUUCAUUUUGCAGCGAGAGAGGGCCAGAUCGACGUAUGCAAGUACUUGAUUGAGGAAUUGAAGCUUGAUGUUGACCCAAAAGAUGAAAGUGAUGAGACUCCUCUUCUUCAUGCUGCCCGGCAAGGUCAUACCGAGAUUGCCAAAUACCUUCUCGAGUGUGGUGCCAAUUUUUCUAUAGCUAGUGACAUAGGGGCCACUGCUUUGCAUCAGGCUGCAGGAAUAGGGAAUAUUGAAUUGCUGAGAUAUUUGCUCUCCAGAGGAGCUGAAGUUGAUUCCGAAAGUGAUGCUGGGACUCCUUUGAUUUGGGCUGCUGGUAACGACCAGGAAGAAGCAGUUAAAGUUUUGUUAGAGCACCAGGCAAAUCCUAAUGCUGCAACUGAAGAUGAUGUUACUCCAUUGCUAUCAGCAGUAGCGGCCGGGUCAUUAGCAUGCUCAAACUUGCUGGUUCAGGCAGGUGCCAACGUUAAUAUUAUUGCUGGUGGUGCCACCCCAUUGCAUAUUGCCACUGAUAAUGGGAAUCUUGAACUUAUAAACUGUUUACUUAAAGCUGGAGCUGAUCCUAAUGCCAUGGAUGAGGUCGGUGAGAAGGCAAUACAAGUUGCUGCUGCAAAAGGCAAUCGUGCAGCUGUUGAGAUCCUUUUUCUUUUGACGUCAAAAGUUGACAGUAUUCCAGAGUGGACAGUCGAUGGACUUCUCGAACAUAUGCAAUCUGAAACUAGCAAACAGGAAGAAACAACAAAAGAGAUUGAAGUUAAAGCCCCAGAAGAUAAGGAAGUCUUAAAGACGAAUCUUCCUGUGGUGUCACCUGAAGCAAAGAAGAAAGCUGCAGAAGCAAAAGCAAGAGGACAUGAGGCAUUCAAUAGACAGGAUUAUUAUAUGGCUAUAGAUGCUUAUACACAAGGAAGUGAUUUGGACCCCACAGAUGCCACCUUACUCUCUAAUAGAAGCCUUUGUUGGAUACGUUUAGGACAAGCUGAGCAUGCCUUGGUGGAUGCAAAGGCUUGCAGAGCAUUAAAACCUGAUUGGCCAAAAGCUUGCUACCGAGAAGGUGCAGCGUUGCGUUUAUUACAGAAGUUUGAUGAAGCUGCCAAUGCUUUCUAUGAAGGUGUAACGCUUGACCCAGAAAAUAAGGCGCUUGUGGAUGCUUUUAGCGAAGCUGUUGAAGCUGGGAGGAAGUUUCAUGGCACAGAUAAGGGAAAAUCAUAGUUUGUGUUUUGUCAACUCCGCAAAUCAGAUAUAAGCAUAGAACUGGAACCAGACUAGUUUGUCUUGCGAUAGCUGUAUUUUUUUUCUUGGGGGGGGUUUUGGGGUUGUACUUGAUAAGUAAUUUACUGGAAAACUUAAAUGAUGAUGACAUUCAGUUUGGUCAGUGAAUUUAAUUUGAUGUUUGUUGGGGUUUAAUGAAGAGAAAAGUUUCCUGCA